AUGUUCCGUCCAAACACAACAGCUGAUCUGAACGAGUUUCCAGCCUUGGGAACCCCACCCACGAUGAACCGAACUGCGGUGACGCCAUCUAAUAAUAACAAUAGAUUGGCCAGUUAUGCUUCUACAGCAGGGAACGGGUUUCAACAGCAACAAGAAAGCCUCAUGGAAAGCAUGAACGACUUUACCAAGGGUAAUUUGGGUUCUUUUCCACCUAUACCUCCUCAUCAAGCCGCUCGAUAUAAUAAUCGAAACCUGGCACCGAGAUCUUUCUCCAUGGACGAAUUUCCUGCACUACGUAGCUCCGCAUCGCCUUUUGAUAACGCGAUAGGUAGAGAAUCAGGUGGAAAGCCUGAACAAUGGCUAGAUUAUGCUAACUUAAGAGAAGGCCAGCAACAAGCCUCUUUAGGAAAGCCAUUUUCAGAAAAGAACGACUUGUCAGAAUCAUGGACGCAGACAAGGAAACAAGACGAAUUGACAUUGAACGAUGGGAAACCUACCGAUCCAUAUGGCUUGUUGGGUCUUUUAGGGGUUAUUCGAAUGACUGAUCCCGAUCGUAGCAUGUUGGCUCUUGGUAGCGACUUGACCACACUUGGUUUAGACCUCAACACAGCAGAGUAA
Molecule: messenger RNA, 618 nt
Organism: Mucor mucedo
Lineage: Eukaryota; Fungi; Mucoromycota; Mucoromycetes; Mucorales; Mucoraceae
Exons: 4
Coding region: 1-618 (205 amino acids)
Biological process (GO): nuclear-transcribed mRNA poly(A) tail shortening
Cellular component (GO): CCR4-NOT core complex; P-body
Source: RefSeq, a predicted model, not a curated record